AUGGACAACAUCGACGAGGAAUAUGACCGGCUUGUUGAACACCUUCACGAAUGCGCGAAGAAGGCUGAGAGUUUUAAAACCACCAAGAGGCGCCUGUCUCUUCAAACUCUUGAGCUGAUACGCCAGCGUGGAGCAGCACGAGCCGCAGGGAACCAAGAACUCACGUCCGAGCUCGCAAGACUUUGCAGAGGGGCGAUAAAGGAAGACCUUAAAGAGAGAAGAGCAGAAGUGCUGGCUGAAGCUGCAGAGGCGGGGAAAAGCAUCCGCUAUGCCCGUCGAGACUUCGGCAUUCGCAAGACAAGGAUGACUGCUCUCAGGAACCCGAAGGGAACAACCACUGCAUCGAGAAGGGGGAUGGAGAAAAUCAUCUACGACUUCUACUCUGAUCUCUUCGACAGCCAUGUCCACUUGCCUCCUCACCAUCUGAGGGAAGAUGGACAAGUCAUUCCAGAGGUUCUCCCGUCCGAAAUACGACAUGCUAUCAUGUCGGUAAGAAAUCGUACGGCACCCGCUCCCGACAGAAUAAGACCAGAACACCUGAAGAGCCUUCCGCCAGUACUCAUCAACACCCUGGCGAGGCUCUUUACACGUUAUCUGUCGGAAUGUAAGGUUCCUAAACAGUGGAAGACCAGCAAGACCGUGUUGUUGUAUAAAAAGGGAGAUCCACAUGACAUCGGCAACUAUCGUCCAAUCUGCCUACUGUCCGUCAUCUACAAGCUCUUUACAAGAGUAAUCCUUAAUAGGAUUGAAAAAGUCUUGGAUGAAGGACAGCCAUGCGAGCAAGCAGGGUUUCGAAAAGGAUUCAGCACGAUUGACCACAUUCACACUGUUUCGAAACUCAUCGAGGUAUCACGAGAGUACAAGAUGCCGCUCUGUCUCACCUUCAUCGACUUAAAGAAGGCUUUCGACUCGGUUGAGACGGAAGCGGUCGUGGAAGCCUUGGACAGCCAAGGCGUCCCUACUCAGUAUAUAAAAGUAGUUCGAGAGUUGUACAGUAACUUCACGACCGGAAUUUCGCCAUUCUACAAGAACAUCAUCAUUGACGUGAAGAGGGGGGUCCGACAGGGUGACUCAAUUUCACUCAAAAUAUUCACAGUCACCCUCGAGAACGCAAUGCGAAAGUUGGAAUGGGACGACAUGGGAGUGAAGGUUGAUGGUCGGCAGCUACACCAUUUGCGCUUUGCUGAUGACAUCGUACUGGUAACACCUAGCAUCAGCCAAGCGGAACGAAUGCUGACCGAAUUCGACGAAACAUGUGGAUGCAUCGGUCUUCAGUUGAAUCUACAAAAGACGAUGUUCAUGCGGAACGGAUGGGUCUCGGAUGAUCCAUUCACGCUCAGCGGAACGAACAUAUCCGAAUGCACCAGCUACGUUUAUCUGGGUCGGGAACUGAACAUGAUGAACAACCUGACCCCCGAGCUGGGCAGGAGGAGACGAGCGGCUUGGGGAGCGUACAAGAGCAUCGAGGAUGUAGUGAAGAAGACCAGGAACACCCGGCUCCGUGCUCACCUCUUCAACACCACCGUACUUCCUGCUUUGACCUAUGCUUCGGAAACCUGGGCAUUUCGCAAGCAGGUGAGCGUCAUUGAACGCGCAAUUGAGAGAGUGAUGCUAGGAGUAUCCCGUUUCACGCAAGUGAGGGACAGGAUUCGAAGUUCCCUCCUACGUCAGCGAUCGAUGAUUAGAGACGCCGCCGCGUUUGCCAAGGAAAGUAAAAUAAGGUGGGCCGGACACGUGAUGCGCUUUGAUGACAACCGUUGGACCAGAGCCGUGAGCGACUGGGUUCCCAGCGAUAUUAAGCGCACUACAGGAAUACCGCCGACCCGAUGGUCAGAUUUCUUCAAGAAGUCCUUGAAAGAAAAAUAUGAUGCUCUUCGUGUCCCACGCGAAAGGAGGAACCACUGGGCUACUCUGGCACGCGAUCGGGACAAAUGGAAGACACUGGCGCCCGCUCGACCAGUUCGAAGAUCAACGGGAGUCAAGGUGAUCAAGGUGAUCAGCCUUUGGUGA
Necator americanus (New World hookworm) is the source of this 2010-nucleotide messenger RNA. RefSeq lists its product as uncharacterized. The record is from RefSeq and is a predicted model, not a curated record. Bases 1 to 2010 code for a protein of 669 amino acids. Lineage: Eukaryota; Metazoa; Nematoda; Chromadorea; Rhabditida; Ancylostomatidae. The transcript has a single exon.